This is a messenger RNA of Bubalus bubalis (water buffalo), 1597 nucleotides long. It is a transcript of the gene ACTR10, whose product is annotated as actin related protein 10. NCBI's taxonomy places the organism in Eukaryota, Metazoa, Chordata, Mammalia, Artiodactyla, Bovidae. The coding region runs from base 106 to 1359 and encodes 417 amino acids. The record is from RefSeq and is a predicted model, not a curated record. The transcript has 13 exons. Gene Ontology annotation, biological process: retrograde axonal transport of mitochondrion.
CGCCGCCGCCCGCUCGCCGUCCCCCGGCCCCGCCCCCCGAGCGCCGAGCUCUGUCGGCUCCCGGGGUCGAUAGGUCUCCGGGUAUUUACCGGCCAGUUUGCUACCAUGCCGCUGUACGAGGGCCUGGGAAGCGGCGGGGAGAAAACGGCGGUCGUGAUAGAUCUGGGAGAAGCUUUUACCAAAUGUGGAUUUGCUGGAGAAACUGGUCCAAGAUGUAUAAUUCCCAGUGUGAUAAAAAAAUCUGGCAUGCCUAAGCCUAUCAGAGUUGUACAAUAUAACAUCAAUACAGAAGAACUAUAUUCCUACCUAAAGGAAUUCAUCCAUAUACUGUAUUUCAGGCAUCUAUUGGUGAAUCCCAGAGACCGCAGAGUUGUGGUUAUCGAGUCUGUAUUAUGUCCUUCCCACUUCAGAGAGACACUCACUCGUGUUCUUUUCAAGUAUUUUGAGGUUCCGUCUGUCUUGCUUGCUCCAAGUCAUCUAAUGGCUCUUCUUACACUUGGGAUAAACUCUGCCAUGGUCCUAGAUUGUGGAUAUAGGGAGAGCCUGGUGUUACCUAUAUAUGAAGGAAUCCCAGUACUAAAUUGUUGGGGAGCACUCCCCUUAGGAGGAAAAGCUCUUCACAAGGAGUUGGAAACUCAACUGUUGGAACAAUGUACUGUUGACACAGGUGCUGCUAAAGAACAGAGCCUUCCAUCUGUGAUGGGUUCAAUUCCAGAAGGUAUCUUGGAGGAUAUUAAAGUGCGUACUUGCUUUGUUAGUGAUCUGAAGCGUGGACUAAAUAUCCAGGCAGCAAAAUUUAAUAUUGAUGGGAAUACUGAGCGUCCCUCACCACCCCCAAAUGUUGACUACCCAUUAGAUGGAGAGAAGAUUUUACAUGUCCUUGGAUCAAUCAGAGAUUCUGUUGUGGAGAUCCUUUUUGAGCAAGAUAAUGAAGAGAAAUCAGUUGCCACUUUAAUAUUGGAUUCCCUUAUGCAGUGCCCAAUAGACACCAGGAAGCAGCUAGCAGAGAAUUUGGUAGUCAUAGGUGGCACGUCUAUGUUGCCAGGUUUCCUUCACAGACUACUUGCAGAAAUAAGGUAUUUGGUAGAAAAACCAAAAUAUAAAAAAACGCUUGCCACCAAGACAUUCCGAAUUCAUACUCCACCUGCAAAGGCUAAUUGUGUAGCAUGGCUGGGAGGAGCUAUUUUUGGAGCACUUCAAGACAUACUUGGGAGCCGUUCAGUCUCAAAGGAUUAUUAUAACCAGACAGGCCGUAUACCUGAUUGGUGUUCUCUUAAUAAUCCACCUUUAGAAAUGAUGUUUGAUGUUGGGAAGAAUCAGCCUCCUCUGAUGAAGAGAGCAUUUUCCACUGAGAAAUGAAAGUCUGAUUAAAAUUCAGCUUUGCUUCUUUUCAAGUAUCUCAUCAAUUAGAAGCAAAUUGUACAAAGUAUAUAGAAUGCUGUUAGAGACGACUUUAGUAGAAGUGAAAGCAUUUCUGUAAUUAUUUGUCACAUUAAUAUUUAAUCAUUUUGACUGGUUUCUCUUGUGUAAUGGUAGAAUGGUAGCUGAUGCUUAUGAAAUUAGUUAUAUUUAUAUCAAUAAAAUAUACUAAAGCGGU